This is a messenger RNA of Paramuricea clavata, 2025 nucleotides long. Lineage: Eukaryota; Metazoa; Cnidaria; Anthozoa; Malacalcyonacea; Plexauridae. The record is from the annotation of a GenBank genome assembly.
AUGGCUGAAGAGGUGGAAAAACUUUUUGAUGGCAUGAAGAAAAUAAUUAAAAUUCAACCAAAAGACCGGACUUCAGGAAAGCCAAAAGAAAGAGUAGAUGAGUUCAAAAGCCGGCUACAAACAACUAUGAAGUUCUGGCCAUGGAAUGCUAUGGACAACCUAUGCAACGAAGAGGAUAAAAAGUUCCUACAGUCUAUGAUGACAGACAGGCUGGCUACGAUGUCUGGUAUUGAUGUAAAAUUAAGUGAAACUGAAAGAAAAGUUAAGGAAAGGAAAGAACAGGAAUUAAAGAGGAUUGCAAUUCAAAAAGAAAGUAAGAUGGAUACUUCAUGUUCAAAUGCCACAUUGAGCGAUAGUGACGAUGAAGAAGAGGCAAAAGAAGUACCUGAUCCUCUAUAUUCUUGUGCUAAAAGAUCCCACAAGAGAUGUGUCAAAACUGGUGUGACAGUUUUUAUUCCUCCAAACAUACUAAAAUCACCUAAGGUUGUUCAAUCUCUUGUUAGAAACAACAUUUCAUCUUCUGCAAUAUCUUCUGUUAUGCACGACAUUGUCACAGCAGUUGAAGGAGAUCCAUCUAAACUUAGCCUUAGCUAUGCAACAACACAAAGAUAUAGAGUUGAAAUUGUCAAGACAAUUGCAGAUAAAAUUAAAGAAAAUUGGACUCCACCAUCCAUUGCAAACCUCCACUGGGAUGGCAAAUUGAUGGCUACCUUGGAUGGUGCUAGUCAACAAGAAAGAUUACCAGUUCUUUUAUCAGGCGUUGGUGGGACAAAGCUGCUAGGAGUACCCACAAUUCCUCACAAGUCUACAGAAAAGACUGGGGAUUUGAUUUCAGAAGUUAGCAUCGAAUUAAUAGAGGAAUGGAAUUGUGCUGAGUGUGUGGCAGGUAUGGUUUUCGACACUACCAGCUCAAAUACAGGGUGCAAAACUGCUGCAUGUGUGGCACUACAAAAUAGACUCAAUCGUCCCCUCUUAUGGUAUGCAUGUCGUCAUCAUGUUGGUGAAAUCCUUCUGACCCAUGUGUGGGAUGCCCUGAAAAUUGAAGUGUCAAAAAGUCCAGAAAUUCUCCUAUUUAAAAGAUUUAAAGAGAAUUUUGCAUCCAUUACACACCAAAAUAAAGACCUUCACUUUCCAGAACUCCCUGUUGAUUUAUUGGAAAGAAAAAGUGAAGUUAUAGAACUGUGCAAGAACUACCUGAAGCAGCUGUUUAGCAGGGGAGACUACAAGGAACUUGUUUCUUUAGCCCUUCUUUACCUGAGUGAAGGAAAUGAGGUAGAAGCAUUAGAAGGCUUUUCAUUCAGCAGACCUGGUGCAUUACACAAAGCUCGUUGGAUGGCAAAACUUCUCUAUGCCAUUAAAACGGAUCUAUUGGGUACCAAAAUUUUGGGUGAACUUCCAAAAGGUGCUAUAUUUGCAAGCUGUCAGCUCCAGAAGAUACGUCGUUUUGUUCAGUUUGUAGUUUUCUGUUAUAUCCCCUGGUGGCUCACAGCACCUGUACCCUUGACUGCGCCAAAAAAUGAUCAACUACUCAUCAAUUCUCUCAUCAACUAUAAGGAAAUAGAUGAUGUGAUUGCUGUGGCAGCUAUCAAGUGUUUUGGUAACCAUAUGUGGUAUCUUACAGAGGAACUUGUGCCAUUGGCUCUUUUCAGCAACACAAUAAAUGUUGACAUCAAAGAGAAGAUGGUGACCAAGAUGUUGAAGAUUGGAGAAGGUGGUCUAUGUACAAAGAGGCACGGUACAGGGUUUGGAAAGCCAACAUUUCCUAUCAUGCCAACAAAGGUAACAGAAGACCUAUCUAGAUAUGUGGGGAUAGAUUCUUGGUCUUUUUUCAAAAUAAUGAAGAUAAAAACAGAUUUCCUUUGCAAAUCUCUAACUGAUUGGGAGAGUGAUGAUGGGUACAAAAAAGCUAAGCUCAUUGUAAAUAGCAUCAGUGUGGUAAACGAUGCUGCAGAGAGAGGUGUCAAGCUUGGUUACGAUUUUCUGGGAACAGCUGUUAAGGAAGAACGCUACCAGCGAGUAUUGCAG